Lycium barbarum (goji berry) is the source of this 477-nucleotide messenger RNA. Its product is annotated as E3 ubiquitin-protein ligase SIRP1-like. The record is from RefSeq and is a predicted model, not a curated record. Gene Ontology annotation, molecular function: ubiquitin protein ligase activity. The transcript has a single exon. Bases 1 to 477 code for a protein of 158 amino acids. Gene Ontology annotation, cellular component: cytoplasm. Lineage: Eukaryota; Viridiplantae; Streptophyta; Magnoliopsida; Solanales; Solanaceae. Gene Ontology annotation, biological process: protein ubiquitination.
AUGUCAGAUGACAUGUUCUACCAUGUCAUGCAACGAAAUUUCGAGAACAUGGACGAGCAGUACUUUGACAAUAAUCGUCGUGACAGAGUCAUCCAAGAUAUGAUACGUAAAAUACGCGUAAUUGUUAAUAACAGAUCUAAGAAAGGUCUUAAGGAGUUCGAGAUUGUCGUUGGCGUAACAUUAAACAUUGACCAUGUUUUUUCUCAUGCUGUGGGGAUUUUGUUAGGAGAAGAAUCGCGGCGGUUCAACAGGAUGGUACCUGCAUGUGAGUCAGCGAUGGAGUUGUUAAAGAAAAAGGAGGUUGAUGAAGAAUGUACGAAUGAUGAUUGUGUGAUUUGUCUUGAAAAACUUGGGAAGGAGAACGAGUUGUUGUGUAUGCCUUGCUCACAUAGGUUUCAUGGAGAUUGUAUUAUCCACUGGUUGGAGAAUGGCCAUUGUUGCCCUCUUUGCCGUUAUGAGAUGCCAACUAAUCAUUAG